Molecule: messenger RNA, 3822 nt
Organism: Seriola aureovittata
Lineage: Eukaryota; Metazoa; Chordata; Actinopteri; Carangiformes; Carangidae
Gene: aida
Product: axin interactor, dorsalization associated
Exons: 11
Coding region: 524-1447 (307 amino acids)
Biological process (GO): determination of ventral identity
Cellular component (GO): membrane
Molecular function (GO): phosphatidylinositol binding
Source: RefSeq, a predicted model, not a curated record
UUGAAUGUUCUGUUACUUUCAUCAAUAAUAUCUGCAGACAAAUGAGCAUACAUGAAAAAGAGGGCUGCACCUAAUAAUUAUUCUAUAUUUAGUAUCAGUCAACUGAUUAGUUGUUUAGAUUUAUUGAUUAAUAUAGGGCUCCAACUAAAACUAAAAACUAAAACUAUUGUAUUUAGUGAAAUAAAAUCAUAUUGGAUCUUUAAAUCAAAAACCACUUUUGUAGUAGGCUACAGACCCCUGAAUGCAGCCAUGCCACAGACAUCCUAUUGCUGGUGAAUCGGGCGACCCCGCUUCCCAAAACGCGCGCACCCCGAGCUCCAGGCGGGACUUCCUUUCUCUUGCGGAUGCAAUAUCAGGGUGAGCAGGCAGAAAGGGCUUGGUCGGGGUGUCACCGGUCUAUCUCUGUGCGCCUCUGGACAGCAGAUAACCUGGAUGACGACGCUGCAGUUUCUGAAGCCCCGUAGAUGAAUCUCCUCCUCGGCUAUGCUGCCCUGAGAGCGCCGCGAGUACCCGCCCCGCCAAAAUGUCUGAUGUCAACAAGACUAUUCAGAAAUGGCACGCCAGUUUUAAGAAAGGCACAGACUUUGACUCGUGGGGACAAUUAGUGGAGGCUAUAGAUGAGUACCAAAUUCUCGCAAGACAACUGCAAAAAGAGGUCCAGUCAACAAAUUCGUCAGACUUCACAGAGGAGCAGAAGAAAACUUUAGGGAGGAUUGCAACAUGCCUGGAAAUGAGAAGUGGCAGUUUGCAGUGCACACAGUCAAAAGAGGAGUUCAAGUUAGAAGACCUGAAGAAACUGGAAACCAUUAUUAAAAAUAUACUCACCUAUAACAAAGAGUUUCCUUUUGAUGUCCAGCCUGUGCCCUUAAGGAAAAUCCUUGCUCCAGGCGAAGAGGAGAACCUUGAGCUGGAGGAGGAGGAGGAUGCAGCAGCAGGAGCAGGUUCCACAGAGGCUUUCCCCCCGCGAGCCCCUGCUUCGCAAGGUACCUUGUUGCCACGGUUACCCUCCGAGCCAGGGAUGACACUACUUACAAUAAAGAUUGAAAAAAUUGGCUUGAAGGACGCCGGGCAGUGCAUCGAUCCUUACAUGACCAUUAGUGUCAAAGAUUUAAACGGUGUAGACUUGAACCCAGUGCAGGACACCCCUGUGGCCACCAGGAAGGAGGACACCUACAUCCAUUUCAGUGUGGACGUAGAGAUCCAGAGACAUGUGGAGAAAUUACCAAAAGGAGCAGCUAUCUUCUUUGAAUUCAAGCACUACAAACCCAAAAAGAGGUUUACCAGCACAAAAUGUUUUGCCUUCAUGGAAAUGGACGAGAUCAAACCCGGACCCAUCGUAAUUGAACUGUACAAGAAACCCACAGACUUCAAGAGGAAGAAACUGCAGCUUCUGACAAAGAAACCACUUUAUCUCCAUCUUCACCAGACAUUACACAAGGACAGCUAAGUCAGAGCACGCCUUGAACUUUGCACCUCCUCUUCCAGUCUCACUUACAUCCACAUCCAGCAAAAUGUGGUGUUCCACCUCAUCACAUCCAGCAAUACUAAAUCAAGGCCUUUGCCACCCCCAUCCCCCAGUUUUCCAGAGUAUAUGAAAAAAAAAAAAAAAGGGAACUGAGCCAAACAUUAAUCACAUACCGCCACUUUAGUUUUUCAUUUUUAUAUUCAUUGAUUUUGUUGUGAAAUACAUAUCCCAUCUGCUGCAGGAAACCCUCCUCCAAAAAUAAUGGUGUUUUGACUAGCUGGAGAUCCAGGGUUUUCAUAUUACAGCAGAGGUAUAAAACUGUUAAACCACCUCAUCUCGAGUCUUCCUUCUGGCACUGAUGUAGGGAAAUGGGACACAAUGUGAGUUUCCACAGGUGCUUAAUUUGAGUUCAAUACGUCAUAGAGUUGUUGGACAUUGAACCUUGGACUGAACUUAAAAAUUCAGAUAAACAUUAAAAGCAACAAUAGUUGCCAGAAAAUGUGGACUUGUCUGGGGAAGUUAAUUCAGAGUUUGUGAAGCCAUUCCCUGAUUUAAAUAACAUUCAAACAGUGUCACAGUUUGUUUACUUCAUCAAGACACCAAAAGUGCAUUCUUGAAUUCUACGAUAUUCCAGGAUGGUUUAUGGAGUCUCGAGUGUGCUAAAAUUAUAUCCAAAUAAUAAAUCGUUAAAUUUAAAAACACUAUAACAAAAUAGUUAAUUAAAUAAGCAUUUAAAUUGUGCAUUACAAACAAUAUAAAUUAUGUUAAAAAGAUUAAUUAGAAUUACAUUUUAUUUACUCACUUAAAUUGACUUGUAAAAUAGAAUGACCAAACUAAUUUUAAAAAGGUAAUUAAAUGACACUGUAUUAUUCCUCUGUCUGCAUAUCAUAUCCCAACUCACAGUUUCCAUUUUGUGCUUUCUUUAAUAUUAAUCUGCAUUAACUGAAUUUUUAUUUUAAAUUUUUUGGCUACUUUGAUGAUAUAUUAUCACCUCUUCAACUGACAUGGCAAAGUUGUUAGCAAAAAGUUAUUUAUUUACACAUCCAGCAAACACAGAGCAGACGUGGAGACGUGCUUCUGUUCCACCUGUAAAAUGUAAGUCCAAUAUUCACACUCUGUUUUGGUCUCCACCAAUGUCUGAGAGAGAUAUCAGAGCUGAUUCUCUGUGGCUUUGCUGCUUUGAGUGGCAGCUAUCACAUUACAUGUAGUUAUUUGACUCAUUGUUAAUAUAAUGAUUUGGUUAAAAUAGAAAUGAAUGAAAAUUAAAUACAAAAAAGUGGUGGCACGCUCCAGACUCCAUAAGUGUUUAGUCACAGAUGGUACUGGAUUCAACAGUCACAUUCAUAAUGUUACAUGGUGCAAUUAUAUGUUCAAUAUAAAUAAGGUGUCUUUGACAUUCUGCUCUAUUAGUUGGCAUUUUUAGAGAAAUAGUAUUUGAAAGUUGUGUUGGCCUUUCUCAACAUUUCUUGCUAAAUUUGAUUUUUAAAUGUCAGAUUUUCACUCUGAAUAACUGUCCCAGCCCAGAAUGAAUGAGAUUAUGACCCGGAAGCAAUUAGAUUUUAAUUCUGACAGUUGCUACGCCAGUGUUCAUUCUUCAGUAUGUAUUGAAUUUAUUACAUUUAAAUACUGUUGCAUAAAGUUUUAUAAAUGCAUAAAGUUUAAAAUGGAUGCAGCAUGAUUUGCAUGCUGUGAAUGUGUAUUCUGUAAACAGUGUGAGCCUUUGGUUAAGGCUUAGAUAUUUAACACCAACUUUUUUCUAAGCAGUUUUUUGAUGGAUUACAGAUGUUUAUCACCUGCUAGGAAGUGGUUUUUGAUCUAGUGUUACUUUGCAGAUGAAAUGUUUUAUGUAUACAGUUAUAUUUGAAUGAAAUGCUUACAUGGAACUGUGUUUGGAGGAUGCAUCCUCAACGGUAGUCAAAGGACAGAUUUGUGCUGUGUGACUUUUGAAGGAUUGUCUUUCGCUUCAAUUGUUACCCAGAAAAGCCCACUACUCUUAUUUUGAAAUUUAACGUCACCCUGUUAUAAAGGGCUUUUUCAAAAAUGAAGUUGCAUGUUACUUUGUGUUUCCAUUCUGACUCUGCAGAUGUUCUUCACUAAAACAUCUACAUUGUACUAUUUGAUUUUAGAUUUUAUUUUUGUAAUGUCUCAAUAUUCAGGACUGUAAAUUAACUGUAAGAUACACUAACUGAUGAAUAUACAGUUCACUGUAUAUAUGUAUGAAGUGCUACGAUGUGGUAGGACUGAGAACUGUUUAGUGUUUUAGUUUUGUUGACAGAUUGAGGGGAAUUGUAUCAAACAUUUACAAUGCUUUUAAUUUCUAAUAAACUACAAAUGAGGCAUUUUGGUGGAUGAUCUCA